Messenger RNA from Pogona vitticeps (central bearded dragon), 1194 nucleotides. The record is from RefSeq and is a predicted model, not a curated record. Lineage: Eukaryota; Metazoa; Chordata; Lepidosauria; Squamata; Agamidae.
GGAGGACUGCUCGCUUCAUUUCAACAGACUGACGGAAAUAGCUGCUUUGGAAAUUUCUGUUUGACUAAUUAAUAUGGCCGCACUGGUGUACUGUGAAAAACAGCCUAGGUACUCUUUGGUUCCAUCCGGGGAGGGUCCCAGCGCCCGCGUGGGCCAAGAUGCUCUCUAUUUGCCUCUGGAAUCGGGAAGCGCGAAGGGAAAAGUCGCCAUCGUUGCCGGCGCGAACCCGGACGGCAGCUUCUCUGAUUCGUACUUUCUUGAUCUUGAGUCACACCGCUGGAUUCCAACGGGAUGGGCCGGCCUCCUGCCCCGAUACGAACACGCGGCCUUCGUUCCCGCGAGCCAGCCCACAAGCCUCUGGGUGUACGGAGGGGCCAGCGAAGACGGGAACAGGAAUUGUCUGCAGGUUGUGAAACUCUCAACCGGGGCUUGGGAGACGCCGAAAGUGACCGGGACGCCCCCCUCCCCUCGGACGUAUCAUACCUCUACGGCCGCCAUCGGGGACCGCUUGUAUGUGUUUGGCGGGGGCGAGAAAGGAGCGGACCCCGUCCAGGAUCAGCAACUGCAUAUCUUUGAUUCCGUUACCCGGACGUGGCUCCAGCCAGAGGUGGACGGCCAGCCUCCUGCUCCUCGCCACGGCCACAUCACGGUGGCCGUGGGCAACAGAAUCUUCAUUCACGGGGGCUUGGCUGGCGACACGUUUUACGACGAUCUGUUUUCCAUCGAUAUAAAUGAAAUGAAAUGGGAGGUGCUCUCGGCCACCGGAUCUGUCCCGGGAGGGCGGGCUGCCCAUUCCGCCGCCGCUUUCCGAGACCAUUUAUAUAUUUUCGGCGGGAUGGAUCCAGCCGGAGCGUUAGACACCAUGUACAAAUACCACAUCGAAAAAAGGGAAUGGAUGAAGUUAGAGUUUAAAACUCUCUUACCCGCUGGCCGUCUGGAUCAUUCCAUGUGCAUUUUUCCAUGGGAGAUACCUUCCGGCGGUGAAACCGCGGCCCAAGGUGACCCGGGGACGAAGGAAGCCUCCGGCCACCGUCGCCAAGGAGAGGGAGCCUCCCCGAGAGCCCGCGUGGUCCACUUAUGUUUCAUCUUUGGCGGGAUGAAUAUGAAAGGGGAGAUUUACCAGGACGGUGCUGUAACUCUUCUGAAGUAAAUAAAAGGAGUCUAAAGAAGGCACAAUCUGCUGAGAAGCUGAAA